Messenger RNA from Arabidopsis lyrata subsp. lyrata, 969 nucleotides. Its product is annotated as glutathione S-transferase U1. The transcript has 2 exons. Gene Ontology annotation, cellular component: cytoplasm. Bases 110 to 784 code for a protein of 224 amino acids. Gene Ontology annotation, molecular function: glutathione transferase activity. Lineage: Eukaryota; Viridiplantae; Streptophyta; Magnoliopsida; Brassicales; Brassicaceae. The record is from RefSeq and is a predicted model, not a curated record. Gene Ontology annotation, biological process: glutathione metabolic process.
UAUAUAUAAUAUAUAGUAAACUAAAGUAAUCAAUCAAGUAAACGAAACACAAAGAGAAAAGUAGUGCAAGAAACAGAGGAGUUAGAUACCAAAAAGCGAGAGAGAUCGAAUGACUGAGAAAGAAGAGAGUGUGAAGCUUCUAGGGUUUUGGGCAAGCCCUUUUAGUCGUCGAGUCGAGAUGGCUCUCAAACUUAAAGGCGUACCAUACGAAUACUUGGAGGAAGAUUUACCCAACAAGACCCCUUUGCUUCUUGAGCUAAACCCGCUUCACAAGAAAGUUCCGGUUCUUGUCCACAAUGAUAAAAUAUUACUCGAGUCACAUCUGAUUCUCGAAUACAUCGAUCAGACAUGGAAGAACAAUCCAAUUCUUCCUCAAGAUCCUUACGAGAAAGCCAUGGCUCGAUUCUGGGCCAAGUUCAUUGAUGAGCAGAUCCUAACACUAGGGUUCAGGUCCCUGGUAAAAGCAGAGAAAGGAAGAGAGGUUGCUAUUGAAGAGACUAGGGAAAUGCUUACGUUUCUUGAGAAAGAAGUCACUGGAAAAGAUUUCUUCGGCGGCAAGACAAUCGGAUUCUUGGACAUGAUCGCAGGAAGUAUGAUCCCAUUUUGUCUAGCUAGACUUUGGGAAGGUAUAGGAAUUGAUAUGAUUCCAGGGGAGAAGUUUCCGGAAUUAAAUAGAUGGAUCAAGAAUUUGGAAGAAGUUGAGGCCGUGAGGGGAUGUAUUCCUCCAAGAGAUAAACAAAUUGAGCGCAUGACCAAAAUUGCAGAGACAAUUAAGUCUGCCUAAAUUAAAGAUACUUCUUGCCUCCGGAAAUAUUUGAUUUAUAUGCUUGCAUCGUUUUAUAUUGAAACGUUUCGAAUUAGAGAUGGAAUGUAGCAGUAUGGUAUUAGAAAUGUAUAGAUCAAGUGUUGUGGAUACAGGCUUUGUAACUCCGGGACGUAACGAAUGUGAACUUGGAUAAUGAUUGAAUC